AGGUUAGUGACGUCACGACACAACAAAAUGGCGCUAUAUUUGUCAGCUCCGUUUGGAGGAUGAAAAUAUUUUACAUGAAAUUAAGACUAAAACAGAUGGAUACUUUAAUUGGACGGAAUGGCGGAACCUAAGAGAUUGUCUUUUACGACUGUUACUCAAGCAAAGGAGGAUAGAUCAAAGGAGAAAGACCCCAAAACUGUGCGGCUAGAAUUGACCCUCAAGCCAUCGACUGAUACAACAUGUCCAGAGUUUUUCUACACUGUUCUUGUGAAGAACGAAUUGGGCGAAACUAAACCACCAAACGGAGGAGUCCCAGAUCCCGACGAUCCGUUUGGAGAUGACGAAGACCACGAAAAACUGGCAGCUUUGGCAAAGAGUUUUGAAGAAAAAUAUGCCCCAAAGCCAGGCAAGAAGGGCAAAAUGCGAGCGGGUCGAAUCACUGACCUUGUGGAUCUGGGCGAUGGAUAUGACCAGGACGAUCCAUUUAUUGACAACUCAGAAGCGUAUGAUGAAGUUGUGCCAUUGUGCCUGACCACCAAACUCGGGGGAUUUUACAUCAACUCAGGGAAAUUGGACUUCAAAGAUGUGUCAGAUGACUCAGGCGAUGAAUUUAUUUUCCUUAAAAAGAAAAAGAAGAAGAGGGUGAUAGCAUCUGAUUCCGAGUCAGAUGAUGAGGAACACAGAAAGAAGAAGAAGAGGAAAUUAAAGACUGGAGAUACAACACAAGAGAAGAUGAUCAAUGGAGAAUCAGAAAAGUCAUUCAAGAAACCAAAGAUGCCUACAGACAAGGAUAAACAACUGCAAAAAAAGAAGAAGAUAACACCGACAGUAGCUGAACUACUGAAGCAGCAUGGAGAUACCUCAGUUAGCCAGACCAAUGGUAUUACUCAAGACCUUGACCUCAUUAGUCCCUCGUCCAAUGACGAUUCUUCUCAGGACGCCCAGAAUCAUUAUGAGAGAAUAGAUGCUGUUAUUGACUCUGUCAUUGCCAUGGCAGACUCAGAUAGGAACAUAGAGUCUAUGAUAGAUAAUCCCCUUGGGUUCAAAGACGACUCCAACAGCAAAGAUUAUAAAGUCUGUGAUGAGGCGUCUGCCCCGAAACUCCCCCCAAAUAUGCCUAAAGAAUUAGAGGAAACAAUAAAGAAACUGAAGAAGGCAGCUAAAACUUCACGAGAUGGGAAAUGCAAAUUCUUUACAAUGGAAGUGAAUAGUAUGCUUUUAGAUGUGGAGACAGGUGCACGGCGCUGGGCAAGCUGUGGUCAGAGGUCCAGCAUAUUCAGCCAUCUGGCUGCUUUCCUCCCUUGCUCAAAAGAUACUCUGCUGAAACGAGCCAAAAAACUGCAGCAGUCCCAGCAGGAUGAUCAACUCAAGGAACCAGUCCAGAAACUCAGAGAAGCAAUAAAUGGAAUGAUGCCCACUCUACAGGCAAGACACGAACAAGAAUACCAAGCCUUUUUACAAAAGCAAAAGGAGGUGAAGGAAACGAAAGAAGACCAGGCCCCGAAGGAGGGCAUGAAUGACACGGAAGACAGCGAAGAGGAGAAAACAACAGAGGGCGGCAAGAGAGGGGCUCCCAAGGGGCCCAGGAGGAAAUUCAUUUGGACGGAGAGUAUCAGGUCAUUAUUAUGUGAUAUAGUUCGCAUAAAGAUGAAGAAUUUUGACUUGACGAAAACAAAGACUCAAUCUGCAGAGGAGUAUCUGAAGCAGUUCUUGGACAAGGAUAUUAAACCACUGUGGCCUAAAGGCUGGAUGCAGACUAGAAAUCUGAUUAAAGAGAGCAGAUCGGUCCACUCACAGUGGACAAAUGUACAAAAGAUGAAAAAACCUACAAACCUAAUAGUCAACAAAAGUACUACUCCCACACAAAAUCCACAGACAGCCUCAACUACACCCAAGUUUGUGCCCGGAUCCUCUCCACUGCGUCCUCCAGUGGAAGAGAGUGCAAAUAAAGAGAGGACUGAAGCAGCUAGUCAACCAGUGAAGCCAGACCAUAGUUAUGCAGAAAAACAACCCUCUAAGCCCAGUGUUUCUCCACAGUCAGGGUCUGUAUCAAAACUUGGAGAAGUGAAAGUAACAUCUGAUGCAGUGGGGUUGUCCCUGUUAGCUUCAUCAGCAGCUUCUCAGAAAUACCUGGACAAAUCUUGGGGUCAUGAGGUCAAUGAUAUUCUUCGUGCAUCACUCACUUCUCAUGUACCAGAAAAUAAGAAGAAAGUCGAUCAACCCACGACUAGCAGCAAGUCAUUCAUGGAACAGUUUCAGAACUUUGCUUCAACUAUGAUACAAAGACAACUCUCAGAGGAAGCAUCCAAAUCUCAGGAAGUUAGUCCCAAAAAGAAGGAUUUAACAUUAGAGACAAAGUCUUACACUCAGCAACAGUUACUGAACAAGCUGCAGUCUGUUGCUGCCCAUCAGGCUAAACCAGAUACUCCUUCUUAUUCACAUCUCCCUGUGGUUAAACCAGAGGUAAAAUCAUAUGCCCCUCCAGCACAUCAGAACAAGCCUCAAACAGGCUUAUCAACACAGCCUCCUUCUACAAAACGGCCAUCUAUAAGUGAUGAAGUAUAUAGGAAGUUUUUGAUGGAGAGUGGAGUUCAGCUACCUCCUGCACACACUAACAAGCCAAACUCUCCAAGCAUUACCCAUGGUGCUAGUGGUCCUAUUAGAGUGUCGACCUCAGAACCAAAAAGUGAUAAAACAAAAACAAUAGUGAUGUACCCCUCAGCCUCAUCCACUAGUCGACCAGCUCAGUCCAUAUACAAUACCCAGAGUGCACCGCGAAUUGUUCAGACUGCAGCAGGUACUCCAACAGGACAGGGAACCUCUCAAGUUAAAGUGUCCCCUGUAUCAAGGACAUCUCCUAUGCAAAUUCAAAGGCCAGUAGCCCAAAGUUCAAUGUCUCCAAGUAAUCAAGUUCCCAAAAUGGACACUAAAACUGCAGAACUCAUCCAACAAAUGAUCUUCUCUGAAGUAUCUAAGUCUGCUUCAUCACAUUCCCAAGUGAAUCAGAUCUCGCCCUCCAGUUAUCUAGGAAAACCUGUGUCCCCCUCCUCCUUGUACAAAUCCACACCUCAGCCACGAGUGUCCCCACAGAACUGGAACGUUUCAUCCAUUACUGCUAAGCACAAGCCCAAUGUUGGAGGAAUAGUCAGUUCCUCACUGUCUAAUCACAACCCCACCCCGGGAUACCAGGCUCUAAAGCUGUCUAGCUUUCCCAGGGAUCCAGGAGCCUCCACCAGCAUACCUCCACUCCCAGUCGUCUCGCCUAGUGGCAUGUAUCCUCCAACCAGCCCUUUGUUACCAGGGAUGCCAAAUCCUCUUCUUCAGGGGAGACAACCUCAGUCAGGGAUGUAUCCCCCCUAUACUACCAGUUCUCUUCUGCACCAUACACAUCCCUACAACAGCAGCCAAUACUCAGACAAAUCUAAGUCACCACAUGGAUAUUAAUGGAAGAAAAGUUCAGCCAUGAUACAGCACAAAAUCCUCUGGCACAGUUCAAAGAAAUCUGUACAGUUUAUAUUGUAUUGUUUGUGAAUACAUUUAACCUUUCAGAAGUCUACAUAUUAAUGACUUUUUGAAAUGUUGGUUCUCUGGGUAUUGUAAAAUUGGGAUUAGCCAAAUAGGAUUAGACUAAUCUUUUAGGGAAACGUAUUUGCUGUGUGUAAUUGAUCUCAAAUUUAAUAUGUAAUCAGUGAUCUUGCUCUGAUACAGGAUCAUGUAAAUGAGCUAGGUAUGUUUUUCCCUGUCAGCAAGACAUGUCUACAAACGUUGUAGUUUGUACUGCUGCACACCUACAAACAUGUGUGAUUUUCAGAACAAGAUGUACCUCAUUAGAAUGACAAGCUAAUUAUCUGUUCUAAAGAUUUACUCUGAUUAAAAAAGUAUUGCACUCUUCUUACAUUGCAUAACAUAAAAAACCAAUCCAUAUAUGAUGAUUCAGAGUGUUUUCUCCAGCUCUGUUGAUUUUUAAUGCUGUAUUUAUUGUAUUGGGUAGUUUUGUCUACAAAUGUUAAACUUCCAUUAACUUUACAGUGUUGUAUAUUUUUAAACAUUUAGUUCAGAUAGACAGCCUUGUCCUUCAAAGUAUGAAGGUUGUUCAAAAAUGCACUUUCAGAAUCUAUGUUUUUUUCUUUCUCUAAUUAGUCAAAAAUUAAUUGUUUCAUUGUAGAUGAAAUGUUAUAUGCUGAAUGAAAAUAUUCUUUAUGAAUUGGUUGACAGUGUAGUGAUACAGAUUCUGUGAAUACCUCCCUUUUUAUUGCAAAGUAUAUUACUUGUUCUAUUUUGAGAAUUGAAUUAAAUUACUUUUCCUACAUUUGAAAUGAAUGUAGAAGGAAAAGUAGUUUUAAGAAUAAAAUAAUUUAUGUACAUAUUGAAAUUUAUUUUUACAUUCAAAUAUUGUUUCCUCCACAUGAAAAACAAACAUUUCAUACCAUGGACAGCAUUUUAGAGCUCAAGCUCUAACUGAUUAUCUGAUGGUGUUUCGUUGUCAUUUCUACAUGGAACCAGAGAAUUCGAUUACAAAAUGAGGCACAAUCAUUUCUUCAUACAGUUUUUGGACCGAAUAAAAAAGUUAGUGGCAGUCAUACUUUCUUAUGUAAAGGGAGUGAAUAUUUUGAGAUUAUUUAUAAAUAUGUAAUUCAUAACAAACUGAAAUGAUAGGGUCUGGGUGAUCUCCAGACACUAAUAGUCGCAUGCUCUUGUUCAAAUUUUUAUUCCGAUAUGAAUUUUCUGCCAUGUUUGUCAGUGAUUGUAGGUAUGUGAUUUCACAUCUAGCCUUUGGGCUGACUGCAGUAUGUUAUUGUUAUGUAAUACAAUUUAAGCAGCA
This is a messenger RNA of Ostrea edulis (European flat oyster), 4822 nucleotides long. RefSeq names its product ubinuclein-1-like. The coding region runs from base 118 to 3444 and encodes 1108 amino acids. The record is from RefSeq and is a predicted model, not a curated record. NCBI's taxonomy places the organism in Eukaryota, Metazoa, Mollusca, Bivalvia, Ostreida, Ostreidae. Gene Ontology annotation, cellular component: nucleus. The transcript has 17 exons.